Macrosiphum euphorbiae (potato aphid) is the source of this 759-nucleotide messenger RNA. The record is from the annotation of a GenBank genome assembly. Lineage: Eukaryota; Metazoa; Arthropoda; Insecta; Hemiptera; Aphididae.
AUGGCCGAGUACCUGGCAUCCAUUUUUGGUACCGAGAAGGAUAAGGUCAACUGUUCAUUUUAUUUUAAAAUCGGCGCCUGCCGUCAUGGUGAUCGCUGUUCAAGAAUACACAAUAAGCCUACUUUCAGUCAGACUGUACUAUUGCAAAAUCUUUAUGUAAACCCACAAAAUUCUGCGAAGUCUGCCGAUGGAUCACACUUGGUUUCAAAUGUAACUGAUGAAGAAAUGCAAGAACAUUAUGAUAAUUUCUUUGAAGAUGUUUUCGUAGAAUGUGAAGACAAGUAUGGUGAAAUUGAAGAAAUGAAUGUUUGUGACAACUUAGGAGAUCAUCUUGUUGGCAAUGUUUAUAUCAAGUUUCGUCGAGAAGAACAUGCAGAAGCAGCUGUUAACGAUUUAAAUAACCGAUGGUUUGGUGGACGUCCAGUUUAUGCUGAAUUAAGUCCUGUAACAGAUUUCCGAGAGGCCUGUUGCCGUCAGUAUGAAAUGGGAGAGUGUACUCGUAGUGGAUUUUGCAAUUUCAUGCACUUGAAGCCAAUAUCACGAGAAUUACGUAAAUAUCUUUAUAGUCGUCGUUCACGCAGACAUCGUUCACGUAGUCGCUCACGUGAUCAUGUUGGAACACGUAGAACCAGAUCACCUUCUCCUAGACAUGGCCAUCAUCGUGGUGGUGGUGGUGGUGGCGGUGGUGGUGGCGGCGGCGGUGGUGGUGGCGGUGGUGGAGGAGGAGGAGGAGGACGUAGAGAUCGUAAUAGAUAUUAA